Molecule: messenger RNA, 1776 nt
Organism: Anopheles coustani
Lineage: Eukaryota; Metazoa; Arthropoda; Insecta; Diptera; Culicidae
Product: inactive peptidyl-prolyl cis-trans isomerase shutdown-like
Exons: 2
Coding region: 136-1461 (441 amino acids)
Molecular function (GO): peptidyl-prolyl cis-trans isomerase activity; protein binding
Source: RefSeq, a predicted model, not a curated record
AGCACGUGCGUUUGCAUAUUGUGACAACCGGCUUGAGGAUAAAAGGCGCAUUAUCGAUUCACUAGUUUUAUCAUCUAUUAUCCUUGCUACUGCAGUGUCCGUGCAACAUAAAUUAGACCGCAUAAAGGAAUUACCAUGGCAAGGCAAAAUGUGUUGAAACAACCCGUGGGACUUGAGGAACUGAUCAAUGGCGGUGCAUCGUUCAGCGUGGACACAGAAUUGAUGGAGGAUAAUAAAGGCUCUGAAAACUUCAUGGAGGACGAAUACGGCAGUGCAACCGACGACGAUGAAGAUUAUAAGCUAAUGAUCUCCCCGUGGGACGGUAGCUUUGACGAGUUGCGCGGACAAAUGGAUAAGAUUUCGGAAUAUAUUUAUAAGCGUAUUAAGUGUAAAGGUGUCGGCGAACCGUUUCCGGAAGACGGUAACUUUCGUGUGAUGAUCCAGUACAACGCUUUCCAGGAGAAGAUAAGAAGACCGUUUGAUUCCACCACUUUGCGGUCUUCUCCGUGCCAGUUCCUGCUGGGUGACGCCAAUGUACUUCCUGGGUUGGAUGCUGCGGUGCGGACGAUGCGCGUUUCCGAAGAGUCCGAGUUUGUUAUUUCCUAUAAGCUGCUCUUCGGCGAGCUAGGAUGCCUGGAUCGCAUUGGGCCGAAAUCUGAUUGCCUGUAUGUAAUCAGACUGAUCAGAGCGGAGGAUGUUGGCGACUGUGAUGCGCUCACAAAGCUCGUUGACACGGACCGUCGGUCGUACUCGAAAGUAAAGGAGAGAGUGACACAGAUUCGCACCUACGCGAAGGAUUGCUUCAAGCGUAAGUUAUUGUCGAAUGCGAUAGUCAAAUACUUGGAAGCUGUAGAAGCCCUUCACUUGUGCCAAUUGGACGAUGCAGAUGAAGAGAACGAGCUGAAGGAUACUAUGAUCGCACUGUACACCAGUUUGGCUGUGUGUUACAACCAAAAAGAUCAACCGAAGGACGCCCAUCGAAUGUUGAACGAAUUACGUCGCUAUUGCGACCUAACGCAGAACGCUAAAGCGCUCUACCAGGAAGGCAAGGCCUUGCACAAGCUGGGAGAGUUUUCGAACGCCAGAAACUCCCUGAAUCGGGCACUUGUGCUUCAACCCAACGACAAGAAUAUCCAAGCGGCACUCAAAGAGCUAGAAGCCACUGUGGUGAAGAAUCGACGCGAUGAGAAAAAUAUGUGGUCCCGUGCAUUUGGCAUGCCCGGACCAGAACAACAAGAGAAGAUCGCCGAGCAAAAUAGUGAUUUCCGGCAGGCUGCUAAUACUUCGGUGCUAACAUUCGUCGACGAUGAGAAUCUCGAUACCUUUUAUCUACCAAAUACGCUGUCGGAAACGGAACUGUCAAUAUUGAAGGAGCUGUGUGAGCAGUAUAAGCUGAAGCUAUCAUUCGACAUGGAUAAUAACAAGAAACGUUAUAAGUUACAAAAGAAGUCUGCACCGUAAGACCAUAAUAUUUUUAUUCAUUCAUCAAAUCAUUCUUGUUUUCAUUUUGUUAUUACCAGCUGUAUUAAUCAACAUUCUAUUCCUAGAACUUCCCAGACAGACAUUCGUAUCGUAUCUCUAAUCAUUAACGAAACAGACACUCGUAUCUUAUCUUCAACAUUAAUAUGUCUGCUGAUCUGGAGGAGGGCAGCUCUGAAUUUUCAAAACAUCGUUUAAUUGAAUUGCAACUCGCUCACGAAAUUGUUCUUACGCUCCGUUGAAAUUAUUGAUUGAAUUAAAAUAAAACUUGACGAUAUUUGGUCGUUUCAGCCAGUA